GUAACAUUUCCUCAUAUUUUGUUAAAAGAGUGAAAGAUUAACCUUAUGAUGGGAACCUUUGUGUUUUUGGACAUUCUAGGAUUCUUUUUACUAGCGUUUACAAAUAUACCAUUAACUCAAACACAAUGCUUAUACACAGAUAACUGUGUGUCUGUGAUCGACAAAGGGAGGUACUACAGGGGGUCAGUGCCCAGUACAGUAAACGGAGACACGUGUAUCGACUGGGACAAGCACGAUUAUGACGUCACUCCUCAACAGUACCCGGAUGAAGGAUUGGAUAGGAAUUAUUGCAGGAAUCCGUUAGGCAGCGGUGAAAAACCGUGGUGUUACACAAGACAGAAUCAUACUGCCCCGGGCAACGAUUACUGGGGGUACUGUAAGAUACCGGCGUGUGAUCCCUGCUACUUUCGAGGCAUUCAGUUCAAACAAGAAGACGCCUUCCAUGACGGUUGCUCGCAAUGUAUCUGUCUGGCGGAUGGCUUCCAUUGCUACCGCUGUCGCGAGGACCCAGCUCCAACAAAUGGAACAGACCUUGCCUGUUACACCAAGGAGAACCUAGAGGCCAAAUACCCCGCCUGCUGUAAGAGAACUAUUUGCCAUGGCAGAGAUGCAGACUUUAACUUCGACGAAUUUACCAAAUUUCUCAAAGAGAAACUUCAUAUCUGAUUCUAAGCUAUCGGUAUUCUGGAAAUAAAUCCUCCAUUAUGUAAACAAUUUACACAACAUAAUUUCUAAACACGUUCGUUUUACCAAAUUGGUUGGGUUUUUUUUUCAUCAAAUCAGAUAAUGUUGUGUGUUAUUUACUGAAAAAAACCCUAAGUCUAUGCGUCUAAUGAAUAGUGUUGUACUAUUGCUUCAUGUAUUUCUAAUUGUUUAAGAAUUGUAUUUUCUUACUCGAGGUACAUACCGAGUAUACUUAGAAAUGCCCAAAUAUAUUCAAUUUUCACGAUUGAUAUGGCUAAAAUCAAUUUAAGUCUAGAAUGUUUUUGGUUGUUAAAAAUUGCAAAC
Messenger RNA from Magallana angulata, 1008 nucleotides. RefSeq names its product hepatocyte growth factor-like protein. Bases 46 to 666 code for a protein of 206 amino acids. The record is from RefSeq and is a predicted model, not a curated record. NCBI's taxonomy places the organism in Eukaryota, Metazoa, Mollusca, Bivalvia, Ostreida, Ostreidae. The transcript is spliced from 4 exons.